Messenger RNA from Baudoinia panamericana UAMH 10762, 3275 nucleotides. RefSeq lists its product as uncharacterized. Gene Ontology annotation, cellular component: nucleus; MutSalpha complex. Gene Ontology annotation, molecular function: mismatched DNA binding; ATP binding; ATP-dependent DNA damage sensor activity. Lineage: Eukaryota; Fungi; Ascomycota; Dothideomycetes; Mycosphaerellales; Teratosphaeriaceae. The record is from RefSeq and is a predicted model, not a curated record. The transcript has a single exon. Gene Ontology annotation, biological process: mismatch repair; mitotic recombination. Bases 162 to 2957 code for a protein of 931 amino acids.
GGUUUACACUGCAUGUAUGUGUAUAAUAGUAGAAGAAGUUAACUCGGACCCGCGGUUGAACUUGCCCUUGCUUGGCGAGCGCCACUUAAUGCGCGACGCGUCCUCCUCGACGCGCACAAUCAACGUCGACGCCGAGCCAUCUUUUCUAGCAAGCACACACGAUGUCGAGUCGACCGGAGCUCAAGCUCGACGACGAAAGUGGCUUCAUCAAGGCUUAUCUUCAACUGGAAUCGGCCAAGAACGUUGAUACGGUCCGCAUCUUCGAUCGUGGCGACUGGCUCAGCGCUCAUGGCGAGGACGCGAUGCUCAUCGCGCGGGUCCAGUACAAGACGACCUCCGUGAUCAAGACUCUUGGUCGUAGCCCUGGCUUGCCUUCGGUAACCAUGACAUGGACCGCCUACAAGAGCUUUCUGCGAGAAGCCAUCUUCCGGCUCGGCAAGCGAGUUGAGGUACUGCAGACUACUGGUCGCAACCAGUGGAACGUCAUCAAGCAAGCGUCACCGGGCAACUUACAGGACAUCGAGGAGGAGCUCGGUGGACACAUCGACUCCGCUCCAAUUAUCCUUGCUGUCAGAGUCUCCGCAAAGGCCACCGAAGCCCGCCAAGUAGGCGUGUGCUUUGCUGAUGCCAGCGUUAGAGAGCUUGGUGUGAGCGAGUUUGCCGAUAACGACAUCUAUUCCAACUUCGAGUCGUUACUCAUCCAGCUCGGCGUUAAGGAGUGUUUGAUCCAAUCGGAUGGCACCAAGAAGGAUGCUGAGCUGCAGAAAUUGCGCACCAUCGCGGACAAUUGCGGCUGCGCUGUAUCGGAACGACCACAAAGCGACUUCAGUAACCGAGACAUUGAGCAAGAUCUUACCAGGCUUUUGCGAGAUGAGCGAUCUGCCGGUACGCUGCCGCAGACAGACCUUAAACUAGCGAUGACUUCAGCGGCUGCUCUGAUCAAGUAUUUGGGCGUAUUGACUGAUGCCACAAACUUCGGGCAAUACCAGCUAUAUCAGCACGACCUCAGCCAGUACAUGAAGCUUGACUCAUCGGCACUCAAAGCACUCAAUCUCAUGCCGAGCCCGAAAGAUGGCUCGCGGACAAUGAACUUGUACGGUUUGCUCAAUCAUUGCAAAACCCCCGUCGGAAGUCGCCUUCUUGCUCAAUGGCUCAAACAGCCUCUGAUGAGCCUGGACGAGAUCGAGCGGAGACAGCAGCUUGUGGAGGCAUUCGUCAGCGAUACAGAGCUGCGACAGACUCUGCAGGAGGAACAUCUGCGAUCGAUACCGGACCUUUACCGUCUUGCAAAGAAGUUCCAGCGGAAGAAGGCCAACCUCGAGGACGUUGUGCGUGCAUACCAAGUGGCAAUCAGGUUGCCCGGUUUCAUCGGCACGUUUGAGGGUGUCAUGGACGAAGCAUAUAAAGAUGCACUCGAUAGCGAGUAUACGAACAAGCUGCGCUCUUACACAGACAGCUUUGGCAAGCUCCAAGAAAUGGUCGAGACUACUGUCGAUCUCGAUGCUCUUGACAACCAUGAGUUCAUCAUCAAGUCGGAGUUUGACGACGGACUGCGCAUAAUCCGCAAGAAGCUCGACAAGCUUCGCUACGAGAUGGAGAAGGAACAUCGUUCAGUUGCUGACGAUCUCAACCAAGACCCGGAGAAGAAGCUGUUCCUUGAGAACCACAAAGUGCACGGCUGGUGCUUCCGCCUAACAAGGACCGAAGCAGCGGCCAUCCGCAACAAGAAGCAGUAUCAAGAAUGCUCAACGCAAAAGAAUGGUGUCUUCUUCACUACCACUAAAAUGACGGGCUACCGGCGAGACUUCGAUCAGCUCUCAGAACAGUACAACCGCACGCAAAGUGGCUUGGUGCAAGAAGUGGUUAACGUUGCAGCAUCGUACUGUCCAGUCAUCGAGAAGCUCGCCGGGGUCCUGGCACAUCUGGAUGUUAUCGUAAGCUUCGCACAUGUCUCGGUACACGCGCCGACAGCGUACGUAAGACCCAAGAUCCACCCGCGAGGAACCGGAAGCACUAUACUGAAGGAAGCACGGCACCCUUGUAUGGAAAUGCAAGACGACAUCUCAUUUAUCACCAACGACGUCUCGCUUGUCCGUGGCGACUCCGAGUUUCUCAUCAUCACAGGCCCGAACAUGGGUGGCAAAUCAACCUACAUUCGCCAGAUCGGCGUCAUCGCUCUCAUGGCCCAGAUCGGUUGCUUCGUGCCUUGCUCUGAAGCCGAGCUCACGCUAUUCGACUGCAUCCUGGCGCGAGUCGGCGCGAGUGACAGCCAGUUAAAAGGCGUCAGCACCUUUAUGGCGGAGAUGCUCGAGACUGCCAACAUUCUCAAGACGGCGACGCGGGAGUCGCUCGUGAUUAUCGACGAGCUUGGCCGUGGCACCAGCACUUACGACGGUUUUGGUUUGGCCUGGGCCAUCAGUGAGCACAUCAUCAAGGAGAUCGGCGCCUUUGCGAUGUUUGCAACGCAUUUCCACGAGCUCACUGCCUUGCAUGAUACGUAUUCGCAAGUUCAGAACUUACACGUUGUAGCACACAUCGGAGAUGGCGGUAGCGGCGAUGCAGCCAUGACUGGGACGACGGACGCCCCCGCUGCGCCGCGCAGACAAGAAGUCACUCUUCUCUACAAGGUCGUCCCUGGCAUUAGUGAUCAAUCCUUCGGCAUCCACGUCGCCGAGCUCGUUCGCUUCCCGCAGAAGGUGGUCAAUAUGGCGAAGCGGAAAGCCGACGAACUCGAGGACUUCUCCGGAAAGCAGGAGGAUAUCGGUCACGUGAAGGCGAGCAAGCAGGAAGUGGAAGAAGGGAGUAGGAUGCUGAAGGAGGUGCUGAUGAAGUGGAAAGAGCAGGUCGUGGCCGAGCAUCUCGGGAAGGAGGACCAGGUGCAGAGAAUGAAGGACCUUGUCUUGGGCAGUGAAGCGUUGCUGGCAAACCCGUUUUUCAAAGAGGUUCAGGCUUUGUAGAGUUGUCUGACCCUGCUUUUGUUAUGCGAGCGAUGGCGCUGGGGUGCUAAUUGUAGCAUAUUGUGGCUUCGACUACCUUCGCGAUAUCUCGGCUGCCGGCCGCUAUCAGACGCUCAUGUGGCGCCUUUACCCAAGACAACAGGCUCACUGCUUUUCCUGCCGGCUAAUGCAUGAAAGCACGCGGAUGGCCCGCUCAUGAACGGACCGUCUCCACACACACAAACUCACCUACUCUGCGCCGCCCUCAGCAGGCUCACCGUCCAGCUUAGCUUUUGCCAGGUCUUCGGUGAUCUCAGCGUCUGCGCCUCCCUCCUGCUC